Messenger RNA from Glycine soja, 783 nucleotides. RefSeq lists its product as uncharacterized. Lineage: Eukaryota; Viridiplantae; Streptophyta; Magnoliopsida; Fabales; Fabaceae. The record is from RefSeq and is a predicted model, not a curated record. The transcript has a single exon. Bases 1 to 783 code for a protein of 260 amino acids.
AUGGUGGGAGAUUUCAACAGCGUCAGGAAUGCAGCGGAAAGGGUGGGCAUAUCUCAGAGGCGAAUGGACGAUACACCCAUCAAUGAUUUUAAUGAGUGGUUAGAGGACCUUGAAAUGGUUGAACCACCACGUAUAGGGAAGAAGUUCACUUGGUUUAGACCAAACGGAACAGCCAAAAGCAAACUAGAUAGAGCGUUUGUAUCAUCAGAAUGGCUCACCAAAUGGCCAGCUAGUUCGCAAUUAGUCUUAGAACGGAACUUUUUUGAUCAUUGCUUGGUGUUAUUCAAAUCUAAAAAUGUUGAAUGGGGGCCCAAACCUUUCAGAAUACUUGAUUUUUGGCUCAAGGAUAAAUCAUUUGGCAAAAUGAUUAAGGAAUGCUGGACUCAAACUCAGCAGAGUGGUUGGGGCGGUUUCGUUCUCAAAGAAAAGAUCAAAUGCCUUAAAGAAAGGAUGAAAACAUGGAACAAGGAGCAGUUUGGAGACACCUUUAAGAGGGUCCAGAAGAUAGAGGUUGAGCUUAACAAGUUGGAAUCUGAAUCAGAGGACAGGCAGCUGACUUUCCAAGAAAGUAUGAACAGGAAGAAAUUGCAACAAGAACUAUGGACAGCAGGCCAAGCCCAUGAAUCUCUAAUGAGACAGAAGGCGAGAUCGAGAUGGAUCAAGAAAGGGGACUGCAACUCUCGGUAUUUCCACCUGUUGAUUAACUCACAUCGAAGGUUUAAUGUAAUAAAUGGUGUGACUAUUAAUGGCUCUUGGGUUGAGAAACCUAGUAGAGUUAAAUAG